AUGGGCGUGAACAAAAGGGCAUCGCUUGCCGCGUGCGCUCUCGCGCCGUGUUUUGCGUUACCAUUAUAACGAUAGUACACCAAAUUCCUCAUUUCAUGUUUUGUUAGCUUACAUACUGGUAAUAUAGCUAAGUGGGAAUGGAGGCGUUUAACCAGCUUUUGUUGAAAUAUCCUGAAUUAAUGUACAGUGGAGUCGGAGCUACGGCGUUUGUCGCCGGUGGAGCGCUGAUAUAUAAAAUCGCCACCAGGAAGAAGCCAACCCAUGCAAAUGUGAACUGCUGGUUCUGUGACCGGAACACAGUGGUGCCCUAUGGGAACAGGAACUGCUGGGACUGUCCCAACUGUGACCAGUACAAUGGCUUCCAGGAGAAUGGGGAUUACAACAAACCUAUCCCAGCUCAGUACAUGGAGAAUCUGAACCAUGGAGUAUCUGGUAGCCUUCCCUCAUCUGAGACACCCAAGACACUGCAGUGGGUCAACUGUCAGAUGCUGCUAUGCAGGAAGUGCAAUAACAACCAGACUAUAAAGAUCAAGCAGUUGGCCUCAUUUAUCCCAAGGGAUGAUGAUAAUUACGACGAGGAAAUUGAAGCCUACAAGCACCACCUGGAGCAGACCUAUAAGUUAUGUAGGCCGUGUCAGACAGCAGUGGAGUACUACAUAAAAUAUCAAAACCGUCAACUUCGAACAGUGCUCCUCAACCAACAGCUUCGGCGCAGCGGAGAAUCAGACAAGGGCUUUGUAAAGAGCUCCUAUUUUGCAUCUUCUCCUACGGGGGUCAUACUUUUACGGGCCCUCGCCUUCCUGAUAUGUGCUUUCCUAGUUGCUACAUCUUUGUGUGACUUGCCAUACCAGCCUACUUCGCUUAGUGGCCCACAGACAUUAAGUGGUGGGGUCAUUCCUCCAAAGCCUAAGCCCCACAAUGAAUCCACCCCUAACAACGAAAGCAGUGGAGGCAUACCUGUAUGGCAGGGUCUGCUGGAGCUGGUCCCAGACAAGGCCAUAGAAAAUGCCAGGCUGGUGUGGCAGCAUGGAAAGGAGAACCAGCUGGCUGUAGUUUCCAUUGGCCUGUUGACUUAUCUCACUGCUAUCUUCUUAGCAGGACCUGUGAGAUUGAGGAGAAUUGAUGCCGUGGCCUCUGUCCUUUGGUUCAUCAUUCUGUGCCUCCACCUGGCUGAGAGCUACUUGACCGAUGCCUCGGGCUGGAUGGGCAGCUACUUGACCGAUGCCUCGGGCUGGAUGUACACAGCCAAGCUCAGUACUGUCUCCCUCUGUUGCCUUGUCAGCCUUGCCGCUGCUGUGGCAACUCGCAAACCACUGGGUCCAAGAAGAGCCAGAUAUCGAAGAUACCUUGCAGGCAGCGCUGCAGUGCCCCCCUUUUGCAGCCAGCCUCCGAACCUGGCAGACUCCUUUGUCCCCACCCCGCCACCCAACAUCGCCAAGCUCAUCAACCGCCAUCAGCAGAGUCCUUGCGAGCGCAAGGCUUCCCCCUCAUCUCUGCCUGGGCGCCUCAGCAGAGCCCUCUGCCUUGGCACCAACCCUUCCCUCACCAGGACCGAUUCUGGUUACCUGUUUAGUGGAAGCAGACGAGCCUCACAAUACAAAGACUCCCCUCCCUCAGACUACUUUUCAGUGAUGACUGGGAGCCGCCCAUCAUCCCCGGGCCCCUCUCCAACUCCUUCAAUAGCUGGGUCCGUUACAUCCAGUUCAGGUUCUGCCGGACGGCGCCCCCUCAUCAGCCCUGCUCGCCUCAACAUCAGCGGCCGGAAACUCCGGCUUUUCUCAACAGAGCCAGACCCCACCCUCAUGUCCCCAUCUGUGUCUUCAUCACAUUUCCAUGUAAAGUCGGCCUCUUCCAUUUACAGUGGCUGCUUUUCACCUGACGUAUCGCCCUUCCAAAGCCAAAAUGAUUUGAGUUCUUUGUUAAGGGACGGCAGUGUAAUUGAAGAGGAAGAGAAGCGAGGCAGCUCCUCAGGGUCCUCCACAUGCCUGGUUGGCACUACUACACAGGGACCUGAGAACACCCCUCCUCCAAAAGGUUUCGUUAAGCGUCUCAUCUGGCCGGGGCUUUUGUUAGUGAGCCUAACAUCCAACCUGUGCUUCGCCUGCCUCUACAUGUACCACAACUGGAGAUGAACUGUUGAUGGGUCUGCUGCUGUUCUCUCGUGACCUGCACAGAGUGAGUCGGCCUCUGGCCUUUGACAACCCUGUCCUGUCUGUAGACCUGGAGGUUAUUCAGCAAUGCCAGAAAACAUCCCAUUUCUGGCAGCUAUUUAUUGUUUGCUGAUGCUUAUGGUGAAAAUACAGAUGUCAGAUUUUCAACAGCAUACCUCCCAUUUCAUUGGAGUUUAAAAAAAAACAAAAACACACUGUGUUGAAAUCAAAUAUUACGCCUUUGAAUUUGUGAUUGACGUACAUUUUCUUUUUCUUUUUGAUCUGGUCUUGUUGGGUUUUGUCCUUUUAGUUUGUCACUGCUCCUUUUACAUGAACACCAGUACAUGUGUAAUUGAUUUAAAAGGCUCAAUUCUUGCACUGAUGCUGUGAAAUCUGCAAUAAACAUGUACUGUUCAGUUGAUGCUGCUUGGACACAGAGAGUCAUGUCUUACCUACUUAUACUGAUUGUGAUGGCUGCAUUACAUCUCCAAACUAAAUAACAUUUCUGGUUCUCUACAAUAGCCAAAAAUGUAACCUUAAACAUUAAGCAGCAUGAUACGCUUGUGGCGUAUAGUUACAGUUUUGCAUUUUGAAAAUGUUUACACAUUUUCACUUUAUAGUUUCAUAAUUUCAAAGCACUGGUGUUGCCAUUGUCUCUCUAUGUAUAUUCAGCUGGGAAAGAGUGGUGUGUCAAACUCUAUCUGGUUGUUUUGUUAUACUGUUUACAGUCAACAUUUUUAAUAUUAUGGUCAUUAAUAUCUCAUACCAAUGUGACACAUGUCACAAUCAUUCACUACAGAAAUAGUUCUCUUUCACUAAACCAUUUCCUUUUCCAUUAUCUCUUAUAGAUAUCCUGUUCACAGGCUAGUUUGUAAGGGGGCAAAACUCCUAAGGUCAAGUGCAAUAUAUAUAUAUAAAAAGUUUUUAUUUCCAGUCUAUAAAAAGAAAUCAUGUUCACAUUGACAUGUUUGCAUACAAUUUCAGAUUUUACUCCUAACUGAGCUGUGAACUAAUUUAUACAGAACCUUUCUUAGAACGUUUAGUCAAACAUCUACAUAUUAAUUUGGAAUACAUUUGCACUUGUUUUUAUCUGAAGUGUAUGUCCACUUUUUGUGUUUGGUUGUGUUGUAUUUUGAAUGUGAUUUGAAAUUGUUAGAGCUGAGGUGUGUGUGUGUGUGUGUGUGUGUGUGUGUGUGUGUGUGUGUGUGUUUGAACAUGUGUAAGAUUUGUAUAAACAGGUUAGUUAGCUUAUUUCGUUGUUAGGCUUUGGGGUGUUUAAAUUUAACAUUUAACAAGUAUUCAAUUGUUGAAAGACAACACACUUGAUUUUUGAGAGGAAUUAUUUUGUUUGAGGAAAUAUUGGGUUAUGUGGUUUGCCUCAGAUAACUAAUGCGAAUUUGAAAGUGCAGUUUAUUUGAAGUUCUUACCUUGAGCCAAAGUAAUAAUUAAUUAAACUAAAUUAAGUUUCUGAGAAAAACUAAAACUUGCUACUGAAAGACCUCUAAAUAACUGGAAGUUGACUAAUGGCUUAGACAACUUAUCAUUAUAAUACCUUAUAAUGAAUAAUGGUUUUUGAAAGGUAAUGUAACCUCAACAUACUGUAUACAGACUUGUGCAUUUGUACUUGAUGUGUAACCUGGCUUAUGUUUAUUUUCUCUAAUGAAGGCUCAUUCAUUAAAGGAUCAAGUACAUGUUAAAAUGUAAAUGUUCUUUCAACCAUCUUGAAUUUUCCUUAAUGAGACAAUCCUAACCUUUCAGUUGAAGAUAAAAUGAAUAUAUUUUUGAGUUUGUAUUUAAAGUGCAAUGAAGUAUGUUGUGCACAACACCAUUAUGUCAAAUCAAAGGUUGUCCAUUUCAGACUCUUUGACAAGAAGUAUGAAUUUAUGUUCUCUCGCUAUUGGUUUGAAGGGUUGUUAUUCCACUGUUUAGCAAUGCAAAUGUUUGUCUGCAACAGCUGUGUGGUCUGUGUGAAUGUAAGGAACACUGGCUUGUUUCGUCUGGACCCUUGCUUUUUUAAUAAAGUUUUUUUUCUCCAUUA
Messenger RNA from Perca fluviatilis (European perch), 4188 nucleotides. It is a transcript of the gene tmem201, whose product is annotated as transmembrane protein 201. NCBI's taxonomy places the organism in Eukaryota, Metazoa, Chordata, Actinopteri, Perciformes, Percidae. The transcript is spliced from 11 exons. Gene Ontology annotation, biological process: nuclear migration along microtubule. Gene Ontology annotation, molecular function: lamin binding; actin filament binding. The coding region runs from base 138 to 2132 and encodes 664 amino acids. The record is from RefSeq and is a predicted model, not a curated record. Gene Ontology annotation, cellular component: nuclear inner membrane.